Drosophila albomicans is the source of this 570-nucleotide messenger RNA. RefSeq names its product cuticle protein 38-like. The transcript is spliced from 2 exons. Lineage: Eukaryota; Metazoa; Arthropoda; Insecta; Diptera; Drosophilidae. Bases 32 to 409 code for a protein of 125 amino acids. The record is from RefSeq and is a predicted model, not a curated record.
GAGCUGUAAACAAAUCAAGAAACAAAUCAAUAUGUUCAAACUCGCCGUUGUUAUCUUCGCUUUCAUCGCUUGCGCUGCUGCCAAGCCUGGAGUUCUCCUAAGCCAGCCAUUGGCUUAUGCUGCACCUGCUGCCGUUGUUGCUGCUCCUGCUCCAUAUGUGACUGCCACCAGCAGCCAAGUGAUUGCCCGCAACUACAAUGGAAUCGCAGCUGCUCCAGUGAUUGCUCCAGUUGCCACUCCGUUGGCUGCUCCAGUUGCUGCUCCAGUCAUUGCCAAGUACGCUGCUGCUCCUCUGGCUUACAGCUCUCCAUUGGCUGCUCCUCUAGCUUACAGCGCUCCUUUGACUGCUCCCCUUGCCUACAGCUCUUCAUUGGCCUACACUGCUGCAGCUGCUCCAGUUCUUCUGUAAGAACUUUGCUCCAUCGAUUUAAAAUAAACAUUUCUAAACAAAGUUAAUAUUUCUUUAAUUGCUUUUCGGGCUUUUUGUUGAUAACUUCUUCAGAGCUAAUGAAGUAUAUGUUAUAUGGGUUUCAUUUUCUCUAUGCAAAAGUGUAGUGAAGGUAUCGAUUA